Messenger RNA from Racocetra persica, 1845 nucleotides. Lineage: Eukaryota; Fungi; Glomeromycota; Glomeromycetes; Diversisporales; Gigasporaceae. The record is from the annotation of a GenBank genome assembly.
AUGUCUGAUAAUAUUCCUCUUCCGUCAGUCAAAGAAGUUAUUGAAUGGGUCUCGGAUGAUGUUAAUACUUUUCUGAGAUCUAAAAUAAAAAAAUUUCUCAGGAAUCAAGACUUUAAAAAAAUCGAAGACAACUGGGUCUCUGGUCCAGCCUUUCUUAAGCUAACUCUAGAAAAGCUUCUAGCCUCCCCUUAUGAACUUCCCGAAAUCAUGUGUCUUAGUUCCAAUGAUUGGAAUAGUCUUAGUGAGUUACAUACACUUUUGGAAAAAGUUUUUGGUCUCAGGGGCGCAUUAUUAGAUCAUAUUUUUUCUAUUGGGGAUAAAUACAUAAAUAUUAGCUGGUCGAAAGAUGUCUUGAUCGAUUAUAUUAAAAAACAAAAAUGCUCGGCUAAUAAUCCAAUUAGAAUAUCAGACAAAAAGACAGGUGGAUUACCAGCACCAUCAAAGCUUGGAGAACCUGAGGAAUGGUACAAACGACAGAAAAAUAAUGCUGUUGAUGCUAUUUGUCUUAAUCACUGUCCCUCAACAGCUUCUAGUUCUGUACCUGUUAGCUUGCUUUGUUCAGUUUUUGGAAAAUUUAAGGAUUUAUGUAAUGAGCUUUUAGAAAGCGAAGAUAAUCUUUUCGCUUAUGAUUUUUGUUUUGAAAUGGUAAAAUAUUAUAAUUACGAAUCGGAGCGUCAAACUAAGGCAAAUAAAAUGCUAUCUGAAUAUCUCAAACGCUCUGUACAACCAAUUGUGACUGAAGAUCAUUGUCAUACAGAUGGUACUGUAUGUUAUGGUGAUGGCCCUAACGCAUAUCGUGAGGUUAAUGUGAAAUACAAGAGGCAUAACUGCAGCUCCGAUGCCUGUCCCUACCUUGAAAAUUGUGGAUAUUAUUUAAUUUUUUGCGCGAAAAAAAAGGAACAUUCCUUCUACCAUGUGACUAAUUUUUCAUGCUUUUUGAUUGAAAUUUCUGGUAUAGUAAUAAAUUUAGUUGAUAUGUCUUGGUCAGAAUUUGCAACUAACUUUACUUUUUUAGGACCUUACUUUUCUGUUUCCGGUGCUGUGUUUGCAGAUGUUGCUAUAGUUGACCCGCUCACUCCAGUCUUUCCUCUUAUUUGGCAAAAACAUGACGAAGCGAUGAUGGUAUCAAUUGCCAAAACAUUUCGUGCUUUGAAGAUAUCUCUCCGACUUCUCGAUCAAUAUUAUGCUAAUGUUGAUGAAUUAAUUCAAGACGAACCUCAAACUGACCAUCCCGUGCAUCCUUCAUUUCCGGAAGUGAUUAUAGACGAUAAAUCUUACAUGGUUCAAAUUAAUUUCCAAGUUAGCACAAAUCUUCUUUGGGAAGUUACACUUUUAAAUGAACAAGGGCCUCAUCUUACAGCCUACGUGAAAGCUGCUCAAAAACAUCGAUAUUCACUUGAUAUACAUAAGCUCUUAGAUGAAGUUGGAUAUGCACCAAAAGUCUUUACUACUUCAGUAAUUCCUGGAAAUUGGAUUUUGGUUUAUAUGGAAAGCCUGAACAAUCAUUCAAUACUACAUAAUAUUACCUCUAACCUUGAUGAUCAAAAACGGAGUUCUCUGAGAAAAAAAAUAAAAGAGGUAGCUGAAUAUUUGCAUAAUUCAGGAUACAUUCAUAGAGACUUGUGUGAAGGAAAUAUUCUAGUUCGUCAACUUGAAGAUAACGAAUUUGACGUUAAAUUGAUUGAUUUUGAAUGGUCUGGAAAAGUUGGUUCUGCGUGUUAUUCUCCCUUUAUGAAUCGUAAAAAUAUUCAAUGGCCGGAUGGUGCAGAAGAUUGGAAACUAGUUACAAAAAACCACGAUCUUUUUAUAUUAGAACAAACUCUUCGGAAAAAAAAUUUGUUAUAA